Rhagoletis pomonella (apple maggot) is the source of this 2465-nucleotide messenger RNA. It is a transcript of the gene Tdrd3, whose product is annotated as tudor domain-containing protein 3. Gene Ontology annotation, cellular component: cytoplasm; nucleus. The record is from RefSeq and is a predicted model, not a curated record. Lineage: Eukaryota; Metazoa; Arthropoda; Insecta; Diptera; Tephritidae. Gene Ontology annotation, biological process: mRNA processing. Gene Ontology annotation, molecular function: RNA binding; protein binding.
UCUCGCUGCAAGUAUUUGCUGAAUAAGUUAUUAAACAAACUUAUAUUUUGACGUUUGCUGAAAGGAAUUUUUGGUUAAUGUCAAUUGUGUCCAGGGAUUGGCAAAAUUUCUGCAAAAUGGAUUUAAAUAGAAAAUUAUUGAAUCAAGGAUGGCAUAUAACGGACGAUGGUCUCAAAAAAGUGACUGCUGCCUUCUCCAAUGCGGGCGGGCCUGAAAUCAAUGAUGAGCGAAAAAUUAUUUCAACCAUUAUGGAUAUGGACUUCCGUGACAUUGCUGCGGGAGCUCUACCAACUAAAAGAGAUGACAAUAUUUCUGGUCUUCGGCGGAGGAGGACAACAAAUGCUGGACCAUAAUGUUAAAAAGAUACUCGAAAAAGGUUUUAGCGAAGAAGACGCUAAGCAGGCUCUGCGUGCUACCAAUAAUAACCUGGAACGAGCGCUAUACAAUCUCAAGCGCCGUGGUGAGAGUAAACGAACAGAAGAGAUCGGAAGUGCCAAAAAUUUACAAGUUACCACCUAUUCUGCAAAGAACGGUCGAGGUCCGCCAGUGCGAGAUAUUGGAAAACGUGGUGGCUCAAUGACAAAAGAAGAAACGGUUGUGGCGAAACCGGCUGGAAAUGUGUCACUUUUCGAUUUUUUGACUGACAAGCUCCCUGUAGAUGCAGCAACGAAUGUGCUUACAACAGCCAAUACUGCAUCUAUACCGCAUACUACGUCUAACGUUUCCACCAAUCCUUUGAAAUCAGGUAAAUUCGAUAGAAAUAAAAAAGAGGCGUCGAAAUCUACACAUACAGACAGUAAGCAUGCGGAGGACAAUGUUGACCCGAAUAGUGUUUUACGACCAAGGUUUGAAAAUAAUAUGUCCAGCAGUUUCGCGGCUAAUCGUUCAACCGGGCUACCAAAUGCUCGUCAAAGGACCGAUCGUGCUUAUAAUCGGGGCGGUCGAAGUAGUCACGAACGAGGCAGAAGUACAUCAAUCUUUAAUCCAUUUAAACACAAUGGCAAUGAACGUGUUAACGACACUGCGCGUGGGUCUGGCAGUCAGACUAUAAAUAAUAACCAUAAUCUAAACCAAGGACGUAUUAAUCGCGGAAACUAUGAACGGGGAAAGGGUUUGAAUCCUUUAAGCGGUGGGUUUCAGGAAAAUGGAACCAGUGGUUAUGCCAGCAAGCGGGCAAAUGAAAGGCAACAACAAAGAAGUCAUGGUGGGGAAGAACGUAGCAGCGGUGGUCAGAAUGAAAGCAGGAAUCGCUUUAAUAGCAAACGUGAGAACAGUAAUCGUCAACAAAAUAAUAAUAUAGAUAAUAAAAAUAGCGCUGCCGCCAAAAAUUCUGGCGCUCAAAACUCAAAUUCCAAUAAUGCAAAUCCAAUGCAUAAAUUAAUAGAAGCUACUUCUAAAAUAAGAUUAUCAGAUCCCGUACGUAAUGAUCCUCAUUUAACGGGAAAUAGCUCGAUUGCCGACGGUCGUUCGAAUUUGCAUGAUUCCCAAUUUGUUGCACAAGCUCAAGGAGGCGCUCAGCUGGCAAACCAAAUCCAAAGUUCAACACAAUUGCCUAAAGGUUAUGGUUAUGAUACAAGUAAAAUUAUCGGAUUUCAAAAUAAAGAAACAAAUGAAUUUGCUUUGACUUUGUUAAAAAGUCAAGGCCUAGGCUCUUCUGAGUCAACAAUAUAUAGUCAACAGCAACGAAAUUUAGUUUCGCCAAAUAUAGAUAAUCCCGGCUCCCAACCAAAUCUACAUAUUUCUAAUGAAAGUUAUAUUUCGCAUGUACCGCCCCAUAUACAAGCCCCACCUCAGCUAAGUGGGUAUGCUGCACCUAUAAAUGAAUAUUCAUCACUAAAUCCAUCUACAGUAGGCACUAUAGCGGCAGUUCAGACUCAUUUUGGAAUGAUACCAGGUGAGGGCUGGGAUUGGAAAGUUGGAGAUCUUUGUUUCGCCAAAUACUGGGAUGAUGGUCGUUACUACGAGGCUGAGGUCACAGCGGUGUCAGAGAAAACAUGUGUGGUGUUUUACCUUGGAUACGGUAACCAUGAAGAAGUUUUGAAAUCUGAUUGUCUGCCAAUAACUGAUGGCAAUCAUUGUCCUAUAAAUAACUAUAAUACAGCUAAUUCAUAUCAACAACCCCAACAAGGAAAAUCCAAUACUAUUAACCAGAUUCAUUCAGCUCAACAGAUCCAAGUAGGUGGCGCCUAUCAGAGAGGAGGAGGUGGACAGCAACGUUUUCGGGGUGAAAGGCAAAUGUAUGUGCCACCACACAAGCGCGAGAAUUGACAUGAUGUGCGAAUGCAUUCUGCAACAAAGUUCCCACUUACAAAACAGUAACUUUAUACGGCUUAUUAUGGAGUUAAUUGAAAAUAUUUCCAUCAUAUAAUAUUACGAAAAAUGUGCGUUAUUCAUAUACAUAUGGAAAUCAUAAGUACAUGUGUACUUACAUAUUAAGGUUAAUUAUAAUGUGCUCCGAAAAAAUA